Molecule: messenger RNA, 840 nt
Organism: Cylindrotheca closterium
Lineage: Eukaryota; Bacillariophyta; Bacillariophyceae; Bacillariales; Bacillariaceae
Source: the annotation of a GenBank genome assembly
AUGAAGCUUCUCUUGUUUGUAUGCAGUCUCUUGUUGGGCCGUGUGUCACCCUUUCAAACGACACCAGCCCAUUUUGCUUUGCCCAAGAAGCACUCAACGACCUUGCUUCACACUGCGAACGAUGACGCCGAAACAACAUCCCAACGUAUUUCCAUCGAGUACUGCACCGGAUGCAGAUGGAUGCUUCGGGCAUUCUGGAACGCUCAGGAGCUUUUGUCUACCUUUGAGAAAGAUCUCGACUCUAUCACAAUAGUUCCAAGUUCUUCGAAAGGAAUCUUUGUUGUUCGCUUGAACGGGGAGAGCCUAGUAUGGGACAGAAAGGAGAACGAUGGAUUUCCUUCGCCAAAAGAACUCAAGCAAGUCGUUCGAGACCUGGUAAAACCAGACAAGUUCUUGGGCCACUCUGAUACCGAGGAACGUCAAAGUUCGGAUUCUGAAAAUGGCGACUCUGUAGUGGAUACUUCCACGGCGGUCGAGUCGACGCCAGUCUACGUGGCUGACGAAUCGCCCUCGAUUACCAUCACCUACUGCACUGGUUGUAAAUGGCUACUGCGUGCCGCAUACUAUGGUCAGGAGCUCUUGACAACUUUUGAUACAGAAAUCAAGUCCGUGACGUUGGUGCCCUCCAAGGCAGUGAAAGGGGGCGAGUUUUCUGUUCACUUGGACGGUAAUCUUCUGUUUGAUCGCAAAACGGAUGGUGGAUUCCCAGAGACUAAAGAACUGAAGCAAAUGAUUCGUGACGUAGUUUCUCCAAGCAAAGAUUUGGGUCACUCUGAUGUCGAGGAAGAAGUAUCUGACGAAGAUUCUGCAGAACAGCGUCGCUUCUUUGGAGUUGACUAG